Vicia villosa (hairy vetch) is the source of this 1446-nucleotide messenger RNA. RefSeq lists its product as uncharacterized. The coding region runs from base 1 to 1446 and encodes 481 amino acids. The transcript has a single exon. The record is from RefSeq and is a predicted model, not a curated record. Lineage: Eukaryota; Viridiplantae; Streptophyta; Magnoliopsida; Fabales; Fabaceae.
AUGGCUAGUGUUAGUUCUGUUUCUUAUAAAUUCAAUAUCAAUGGAGAGCACACCAAAUUUUUGCAAGCUCAUAGGGGUAUUAGGCAGGGUGACCCCAUAUCUCCUAUGCUGUUUGUGAUUAUUAUGGAGUACAUGAAUAGAUUGAUGUUCAAGAUGCAGGCUAGGCCAGAGUUCCAUCAUCAUGCUCAAUGCAAGAAACUUUCCCUCACUAAUCUAAUCUUUGCUGAUGAUGUAUUACUGUUUUGCAGAGGUGAUUCUCGAUCUGUGGAGUUGAUGAAGGGAGCCUUUAAUACUUUCACUAAUUCUACGGGUCUCAGAGCAAAUGCUAGUAAGAGCAGAAUGUAUUUUGGUGGCAUUAAUGAUGAUCUAAAGCAUGAGUUACUUAGUAUGACAGGAUUUACUGAAGGUGCCCUACCUGUUAGGUACCUUGGGGUCCCUCUUACUAGUAGGAGGUUGAAUGUUCAUCACUAUAUGCCUUUAAUUGAGAAGAUUGCAGGUAGAAUGCAUCAUUGGACAACUAAGCUGCUCAGUUAUGCUGGAAGGAUCCAACUGGUGAAGAGCAUUACUAGAGCUGUAGCACAGUUUUGGAUGCAAUGCUUCCCCAUUCCCAAAGGUGUCAUAAAAAAGAUUGAGGAUAUUUGUAGGAAAUUCAUUUGGACUGGAAAUCAUGAGAAUAAUAGUAGCAAGAGUCCGGUUGCUUGGAUUAAAGUCUGCAGCAGCUAUAAACAAGGAGGUCUCCAAAUACUGAAUAUGUAUUGGUGGAACUGUGCUUUACUUAUGAAAUGUUUGUGGAACAUAAGUGAAAAGGCUGACAAUCUAUGGGUAAAGUGGAUUAAUUGCCACUAUUUGAAAGGAAGGGAUGUCAUGGAGUAUGAAAUUAAGGGUAGUAAUAGCUGGAUGUUCAAAGGGAUCCUUAAGCAAAGGGAGCAUAUUGCUAAUAUGCAACAGGUGUGGAAUGAGGCUAAGCUGAAGCAUAAAUUCAGUACCACAAAGUUUUAUAAGUGUCUUAUUGAUGAUGGUAGUUCUGUUGAUUGGGCGAAUGUGAUGCAAAGUAAUAAAGCGCAGCCUAGAGCUCUUAUCUGCUUGUGGAUGGCAUGUCAUAUGCAUCUACCUACUAGGGACAGACUUAAACGGUUUGGUAUCUUGCAGGAUAGUAACUGUGUUCUGUGCAACGAAUCUGAGGAAUCCCACAACCAUAUCUUCUUUCAAUGCAGGAAAACUGGAAAUAUAUGGAAGAAUAUUCUAGAGUGGAUUGAGUUAAAGCAUCAGCCGGUUAGAUGGGAGGAUGAAAUUCGAUGGAUAUCUACUAUUGCCAAAGGCAAGGGAUGGAAAGCUAUGUUGAUUAAAGUUUGUAUAGCGGAAACGAUCUAUAGCGUGUGGAGGAUGAGAAAUGAUGCUUGUUUCAAGAAUAAUGUGGAUAAUACAAACAUUGUGGAAAAAAAUUAA